AUGUCACUGUCAGGUAAAGAGAAUAGUACUGGGGACGUGGCUAUGGAUUUAAGGACAUGGAUAAGCGCCGCCCUUUCCAACCAGGAAACAUGUCUCGACGGCUUCGAGGGCACUAAUGGAAUUAUCAAAAAAGUUGUGGCCGGUGGUCUCAGCCAGGUCGGUAAAACUGUCCGAAAUCUUCUAACCAUGGUUCAUUCUCAAUCCAAGCCCAAGCCUAAGCCCAAUGAAGCUCACAAAACAACCACCGCUCAUAGGGGCUUCACUAAAUUUCCCUCAUGUGUUGGACCCGGUGAUUGUAAGUUGCUGCAGACUGGUGGCUUAUCAAUGGUGGCCGAUGCAGUUGUAGCAGCAGACGGGACGGGGAACUUCACCACGAUAAGCGAGGCGGUGUUGGCUGCACCAGACUAUGGUACCAAAAGAUAUGAGAUACAUGUGAAAAGAGGUGUAUAUGUGGAAAAUGUAGAGAUUAAAAAGAAGAAAUGGAACAUUAUGAUGGUUGGUGAUGGCAUUGACGCCACAGUAAUCACCGGUAACCGAAGCUUCAUCGAUGGUUGGACCACUUUUCGGUCUGCUACUUUUGCUGUGAGUGGAAGAGGAUUUAUCUCACAAGACAUAACAUUUCAAAACAGAGUGGGGCCGGAUAAACACCAGGCGGUUGCAAUUCGGUUGGACUCGGAUCUCGGGGUUUUCUAUAGAUGCGCUAUGAGAGGUUACCAAGAUACUCUCUACGCCCACACAAUGCGUCAAUUCUUUAGAGAAUGCAUCAUAACAGGCACCGUAGACUUCAUAUUCGGAGAUGCCACAGCCGUAUUCCAAGACUGCCAAAUCAAAGCCAAACAAGGUUUACCAAACCAGAAGAACAGCAUCACGGCUCAAGGACGGAAGGAUCCAAACCAGCCGACCGGAUUCACGAUCCAAUUUAGCAACAUAACGGCUGAUGCUGACUUACUUCCAAACUUAAAUACGACCGCUACUUAUUUGGGUCGUCCUUGGAAACUAUAUUCUAGAACAGUGUUCAUGCAAAACUACAUGAGUGAUGUACUCAAACCCGAAGGAUGGCUCGAAUGGAACGGAGAUUUUGCAUUGGACACAUUGUACUAUGGCGAGUAUAUGAACAAUGGACUGGGUGCUAGCCUUGACCGUCGUGUUAAAUGGCCAGGAUACCAUGUUCUGAAUAUGUCGACCGAGGCUAUCAAUUUUACGGUUGCUCAGUUCAUACAAGGAAACUUGUGGUUGCCAGCAACAGGUAUAAGCUACACUGCUGGUCUAACUUCGUAA
Molecule: messenger RNA, 1278 nt
Organism: Thlaspi arvense
Lineage: Eukaryota; Viridiplantae; Streptophyta; Magnoliopsida; Brassicales; Brassicaceae
Source: the annotation of a GenBank genome assembly